CUUCACUUUUGAUUGUGUCGUGUAAGGGCCCCUUAACAUAAAGACAUCAAUUACCCUCCAACCUUUCGUUUCAUACUUCGGCGCUCUGUAUCACUCCCAUAUGUCGUUGCUUAUUUCAGUACUCUCUUUGCAAAUACUUGCAAGCAGCGGCUCAACAUAUUGUUAACAUCGUGUGUGGGCCCCUUAACAGCGCAGCUGUUAACAGAGUGUGAGGAGAAACCGUUAUCAGAUGGAACAACAACAAGGCGCCAAACGUAUUGCAGUUUCCAGUGCAAAGAAGAUCGUUGCAGUUGUCGAACGUUUGUUUUUUGCGCACGAAAAAAACAAGUUAGAUUAACCUAUAUGUAAAAGGGUGUGCGUAAGAUCUGAUGUGAAGUACAUACAUAUAAGUAUUUGUCUGUGUAUAUAUGUAUAUAUAUGUCUAUUUGUGAACUAAGUAAUAUAACAAUUUAAAUACAAUGUUGGAUGCGGCUGCUGUGUUUUUUACAAUAACAAUUCCCACGGCCCAAGAGGAGCAGCGCCUGAAGGAUGCCUACAGGCGGCAGAUCCACAUGAAUGGCUCCAUCGGAGUCAUGGGAAUCAACAAUGCUGGCAGUAGUCCGGGCACAGAAACGGCAAUCGAUACUGGAACGGGAACGUUGAGCAUGUCAUUGUCUGCCUUUGACGAGCAGAGCCUCCGUUUGUUUGAGUCACCUAGCGUGGCCGCGACAGGGGGCGGGGCAAUGGGUGAUUGCAGACGUCGCUUGCCAACGCAGCUGACAAAUGUCUCUGAGCGCGCCGAGCUGUUAGACUUACCUCUAGAUUCAGCCAUGGAGCACGUGCUGCAGCAGCUAUUGCGCAAAUUUCAAAUAACGAAUGCGCUUUGGCUGCGCAGCAUGGAUGGCGCCAGCUAUCAGAUCACAUUUACUCUAGAGCUUAAUGAAAUCUACGAGAAUCUCUACGACGCACUGCAGCUUUGGGGCAUCGGAGAUCGUGAGGGCUCCGCUGUGUCUGUCAUGAAUUGCAUUGCCUCAAAAACUUAUCAAACGAAUUCGACAAAAACGGACAAGCAGCCGACGGCGCACAGCGAUGGCAACAACAAUCAAAAUGCCCAGAAGCAGGGCACCUGGAAUCGAUUUAUGAACUCUGUGCGUUCCAGACUGAACGUGGCCCAAAUUGUACGAGAUGUUCGCCUGGAUGCGGCCAUCACUUUUGACUUUUGCAUACUCCUUGUCUCGGCAGCCAUCUUGGCGUCUUUCGGACUAAUAGAGGACAGUACCAUAUUUUUGGCGUCCAGCAUGCUAAUCUCUCCUUUGAUGGGACCCAUUAUCGCCGCCAUUUUUGGCACUGUGAUCAAGGAGCGUUCACUGUGGCGACUGGGCAUGCGCAAUGAGCUAAUUGGCAUACUGUUGGCCACCUUAGUGGGAUUUCUCUUUGGCCUCGUUGUCUGCACCACGGAUAAGAAGUAUGGUAUAGGCGAGGGAUUAACGGAGGAGAUGCUCUCCCGCUGUGAUCUACAUUCGCUGAUUGUGGGCCUCUUCACGGCCAUACCUUCUGGAGCAGCGGCUGCUAUUGGCAUACUGGGCGGUAAUAUUGGUUCGCUGGUGGGCGUGGCCAUAUCGGCCUCGCUGCUGCCGCCAGCUGUCAAUUCUGGUCUCCUCUGGGCUUUGGCCUGCAUUUACAAGCUGUAUGAAAAGGACGAUACGCUCUAUGUAGAUGUGGUCAAGUCACGCACCUAUUCUCAGAACCAGGCCACAGAGCUGGCUAUCCUUGGCGGCAUUAGCAUGUGCUUAACUCUUUCUAAUAUCCUGUGCAUCUACCUUAUGGGCAUUCUGGUGUUGAAGGUUAAGCAGAUUGCUCCAGUGAUUGGGCGCAGCAAUCGUCAAUUCUGGAUGCACGACAUUAAGGUGUCUAGGGGAGAUGCUGCUAUUAUUGAUGAGCUGCUGGCAGAUCUGGCUAAAGAGGAUAAUCACGGCGAUAUCCUACGGCAUCUGGAUGAGGCUGCAUAUCAGCAUACCUGGUCGCCGCGUAGCAUACGACACAGUUUCUCCAUGCAACCGGGCGUAGCCACCAUACAUCGACUCGAGCAGCUCUAUACGCAAUCUUUGACAAAGCCGCCUGAGAGGAGGCCACCGACACAUCAAUCAACAAUAGAGAGGCGUCACACGCUGCGCUUGACAACUGAUGAAACUCCUCGUGCUCGCAUUUCCAGCAUGCCCUCAUAUAGAGCAGCGCAGCCGGAGAGAAUUGAUACCAGUACUCGCAUUACGGUACCUUCUGUUCCACGUUUUACAGUCACACCCGCUUCAGAGGAGCUGCUGAAGCAUUAGUUUUAAAUAUUUAAUGUUUAAUGUUUAACAAAAGUUGUUGUU
Drosophila hydei is the source of this 2351-nucleotide messenger RNA. RefSeq lists its product as uncharacterized. The transcript is spliced from 4 exons. The record is from RefSeq and is a predicted model, not a curated record. NCBI's taxonomy places the organism in Eukaryota, Metazoa, Arthropoda, Insecta, Diptera, Drosophilidae. The coding region runs from base 459 to 2309 and encodes 616 amino acids.